Fibroporia radiculosa is the source of this 519-nucleotide messenger RNA. RefSeq lists its product as uncharacterized. The record is from RefSeq and is a predicted model, not a curated record. The transcript has a single exon. NCBI's taxonomy places the organism in Eukaryota, Fungi, Basidiomycota, Agaricomycetes, Polyporales, Fibroporiaceae. Bases 1 to 519 code for a protein of 172 amino acids.
AUGGUUGUAGGCCAGCACUCGGCCCCUAGUAGCGAGACUCGCGCAGAAUCACAUCCCCCACUCAGCAGAGCUCAUCCCAGCUUCAAACUUGCUUUCGAAGUGUUGCGUCUCCCUACGAACUACGACUACGACACCCUGAACUAUGUCUGCAACCUUCAAACUACGCCUACGCCUUUUGACCUUUGUCUACGACCCGCGCUCCCCCUUCGAAGAACACCUACUCGUUCAGCUAAGUCCCUCGAAGUUCCGUUCUCGCGCCCGACCCUCGGACGAGACUCGUGCGCCCGUGCUCAAAUUGCACUUCGCCUUCGCGUUGUUGAGCCAGCUCCCCUCUUACCUUUCCUCCGCUUCUACAAGAAGUCCGAGUGUUCAGACGGUCCGAAACAGUCUUGUGACACCGUCCCGAGAAAGUCUAGUGAGGUCGUCACGUUAAGCGAGCUAUCACAACUACAAGCCCUCACCCACAACAGCUUCUCCGAGAAACAGCAACUAACCCUUUUCUUUGCACCCCCAAGUUAG